Messenger RNA from Lytechinus pictus (painted urchin), 13334 nucleotides. RefSeq lists its product as uncharacterized. The record is from RefSeq and is a predicted model, not a curated record. The transcript has 8 exons. Lineage: Eukaryota; Metazoa; Echinodermata; Echinoidea; Temnopleuroida; Toxopneustidae. The coding region runs from base 342 to 8432 and encodes 2696 amino acids. Gene Ontology annotation, molecular function: DNA binding.
GAGGAAGUGAAAGUUAAUUCUUGACCAAUCAGAUGUAAGGGUGAGUAAUCGGUGACCAGGCAAAGGCCAAUGAUAUUUCGGAUGCCAUAAACUUUCUUGGAUUUAUUAUUUCUCAUAAAAAAACUCUUGACCAUUUAUUGUCAGAAGAAAAUCACUUGAGCUCAAGUUGCUCAAACAUUGUAACUCAGAAGUGUACUGCGACAGAGAAGAUCUGUUACGUGUUGUUCAUCGGAAUAGGAAGCAGCAUACAUCAAUAAUAAUACAAGUAAACACCAACAGGGGGAAGUUGUGGGACUGUCAGAAGAUGCUUUGAUUAUCAGUAUAUCAUGUAAGAAAUCACCAUGACUGCCAAAAUCAACUUUAGCAAUGAUCACCUAGAAAAAUUGAAGGUGUGGUUUGACAUCAAUCCCAACCCUGGAAGGGUGCAAGUAGAUCACAUAGCAUCUCAGAUUGGAUCCUUGUCAGCCCAUGUGUGGAUAUGGUUUCAUAGACAGCGCAAGAGAGUGGAAGCCAACCCGGAGGCCAGUCCACUGAAAGCAAAGACAAUAUCCAGGAGUAAAGGAACAUCAUCCUCUUUGCACAAUACAGACAGCUUAAUAAGUACUAGAUCUUUCUCAAAGCGAUUGGAGAGUAAUUCCCGUAGAGAUCAAGAUGUUCGGAAACAUGGAAAAGAAACAGUGGAUCCCAAAUACAGGAAACAAGAGAGGUUGAAAGCAAAGAAGGGGGUCGUAAGAGGGAUACAGAGAAAAGCAGAUACAAGGCAACGGGUUGGUCUACGUUCUGCGGAAGGUUGUUUUAAAGGAGCUGAGAGAGAAGUUGGGAGAAGGCAGGGAACGCAUGUGACAUUCGCUGAAGAUGUAGAGGUUAGCAGAAUGCAGGAAUCUGGUGUGAUGCAAAAACCUGACCCUGUGCAGAAUUGUAGUGAGAGAAUUGACAAAGUGGUAGAAUCUCUGGAACACAGAAUGUUAAGGUCUUCACCAAGGAAGAGCACAACAACACCAGUAAUAGGAGAUCGCCAGGAGCUCUGUGAUACAAAACUAUGUGAAGAACAUGUGUACACAGGAGACAAAGACUCCCAUUAUCAGGGUUCUGCAAGGAAAUCGGCACCAGGCAGCAUGAGCAGGAUAGUGAAGGAGUUCGACAAUCAAAAGUCUAUGAGAAAGAAAUCCAUGCCCAUGUCUGAAAAGAAAGUACUCAGAGAAGCAGAUUCACAAAACUUUGGAGUUCAAAUGAGCAAAGUGAGAAGAGAAAACAUUGAAUCCCGGGAGCAUUAUCGUGUUAAUAGGACGACUCAGGAUGGCUUUAGCAGGGCAGAAAAGGUGUUGAUGAAAAAACAUAGUGCCUUAAUAAACUUUAAGAAAGCAGAUCAUGUGAAACAGUGCCUACCCUCUGACAAGACAAAGGCCAAAGUUUUUGUGAAGAAAAUGGAUGCAAGUGGCAUAAAUACUCAUGGUGGCCACAAAAGAGUUAUAGAAUCAGAAGGUAAACAUAGAAAAGGAUUGAUCACUCGUUCAGCUUGUAUUGAUGAGACAAGCAAAGCUGAGAGAAAAAAAGAAAGACAAAUGAAUGUUUCAGUCAGAAGAAAAGUCACAGAAAAUUUGAAGUCUCCAAAGAGUGAACAUCAUAGAGCAGCUGAAUUGAAUUUGAGGCACCUGAAGCCUCAACAACCAUUAACAAAGGUAUCCUCAUCCUCCAAUAGCAGAGUGAAAAGCAAAUCUAAGACAAUAAAAGAAAAGGCAAUCCUAGCUAAGAAAACAAAUCUUUUGAAGAAUAAGAUGAAAGGUGAUGAUGUGUGCCAGGCAGCCAUAGACUCAGGAAAGCCAAAAGUACCUUCCAUUAUGCCAGUGGGAAAGCGUAGGAGCCGUGAAGGACUAUUUUCUGCUAUUUCAAUGCCACAGGCCAAGGCUCAAGGCGAUCUGUCUGAUUCUUCAGAUGCCGAAGACUUCCAAGAUGAUCGUUAUAAGAAAAAUCACAAGUUGAGCAAGAAAAAGGUGGUCACAACAGAUUCUUUGAACAAAGGCAAAUCAAUACCAGUUCUUUCAGGGAAGAGACAGAACAUUGCUCUUGCGGAUUGUUCUAAUAGGGUGACAGCAGGUAGGAACUUAGGAAGAAUUCCAUUAGAAUCUGCAAACCAGAUGCAUUGUGCAAAUAAGAAGAACAAGAAAACUGUAUCACCAGUUAAGUGUGGUGUAAGUUCAACUGUGUCUAGUCAGUCAUCUGUGAUUUCUUCAACAGUAGAGGAAAAUAGUGUUCCCCGGAACUGCUGUGAGGAUACUUCCAAACCUCCAUAUCCUCCAGUUAGCAUUUCUGUUGGAAAAGACAAACCAUGUCUGUUGCAAGAAAAGAAAAUCAAACCAAAGGAAACUGAGGAGGAGUUUGUAAAGAAAAGUGGUCCUGUAAUUUCUUAUGAUAAGAUCUGGAAUCCGUACAGUGGCGAAUUUCUAUUCAAAAGGGAAUUGUCAGUCAAUUUGAUCAAAAUCAAUCUUUCCUCAAACUCGGACGAGAGAGAGGUAAUGGUCUCUAGCAAGAUGAAUCCCACCAAUCAAAAGGAAAACAAAGAGGACGACCAGUUGUGGAAAGAUGACAGAACUGAUAUUAAUUCUAAUAUGUCUGAGAACAUGUCCACCCAGCCCAAGGUAGUAGAAAGGUCCAUCUGGAAUUCCAUUGCCUCCUCUGUUGAAACAUCAUCAAAGAUAUGGCAAUCAAUUGCAUCUUCAACAGAGGCAUCACCCAAAGAGAUACCCUUCAUUGAUGGUUCAUCUUGUCUCGACAAGAAGUCAACAGACUUGUGGAGUUCAAUUGCAUCAUCGGUUGAAAUGUCCCACAAGGAUAUACCAUUCAUAGAGAGAUCAAUAUCACCAGAGGGGGAAUCAACACCGUCUUCAUCUCAGGAUACUGUAGCAUGUAACGAGGACCCCUCUAGAGCAAAGACAAAGGGCAUGUUUGAUGAAGACAGUUGUGAAGUCAGUUCUUCUGUUGAUCUUGAGAAGGUUCCCUCAGAUUUGUCUGAAGAUGUUGAUAGUAUUGAGGAGUCAGAGGAGACUUCUUCGUCAAAUCUGGUGGAAACUAAUGAAGGUGAGGAUAUUGCAGCAGCUGUGAUGGAAACUAAAGAAGACAAUGUAGAGUUUUCUGAAGGAGAUACAAAAUCCAUUAACAAAGUUGAGAAGAUUUCAGCCUCUGAGCAAGAAGUAAAUGUGGAAGAGCAUGAGAAACCUGCUAUAGAUGUAUUAUCAGAUAAAUAUGAUAGCAGCAAAGUUGAUUUGCUGAAAACCAAGAAAAACUUUGGAAAAACAACAUUGGCAUUCAUUGAAAGUAGCGAAAAAGCUGAGACAAGUUCUAAUGAUAAAGAAUUUCAUGAAACUCCUGAAGAGUCACCUAAAGUAAUGGAAAUGGACAGGAAAGAUUUGCUGAAACCGGAGAGAAAUGCAGGGGGAAUCAAAAGGACUGGAACACUCGAAGAGGUAUCACCAGUGGAAUGUAACAAAAUGUCUGCAAAUGUGAUGGAGAACUCUGAAAUUAGUCCUGAUGAAGAGAAUGCAAGUGCUGGUGAAAAGCCUGCAAGUCCAGUAGAUGAUCUGUACGAAACAAUAGACUCCCCUGAUUAUGACAUAGGUUCACCCUUUGUGGUGGUAGAUGAAAUUGGUGGCAGUGAUACAGAAGAAAAUAAGUCAAAUGGGAAUGGAAGACAAGAGGAAUCUUCAGAAGAUCUUGACUCUUUGAAUAUUUCUGUAAAGCCUAUUCCAGAAUUUGUGAACAUAAGUACGAAGGUAAGUGAAAUCAUUGACCUUGAUAGUAGCGAUGAUGAUGAGGUGGUAUUAGUUUCAUUAGUACCACGUAAGAAAGCAAGGAGGAUUCCUAUUAGAGAUAAAUUGUUGAAAGGUCAUUUGUCCAGCCAUAAUAAGAAUCAACUUGAGGUCAUAGACCUCGACUGCAAUAGUGAAGAUGAUGAGAUGCAGGUCUCCACAGUGGCCCCAAACACUCCAACCUCUCUGGAGAUUAAGACUUCAGACUGCUCAAAUGUGACGGAAAAGCAGAGCAUUCAAAAUGAUGUGCCAUCAGUGGAGGUAAAUGGCACAUCACCCCAUCCUCCAACUGUGGAACACGAGCAAUCAAAGGAACAAGUUGUAUCACAAAGCACAGGGACAGAGAGUAGUAAACAUGAUGCUGUGCUUGACAUGACCUGUGAAACUGUAUCAGUUGAAUCCAAUGGUUGUGUUGAUAAGUCACCAGAUAUUUUUUAUGCAUCAACACUGAACAAUGAAUGUAAUGAGAGUCUGGAAAGUAAAAAUUCAUCAUCAGAUGAACUUGUCGUAGACAUGGAAAAAUGUGAUAAAAUGGACUGUCCAUUACAAGAACAAGACGUUCCAACUUCCCUAAAAGAUGUUCGUGAUGAACCGGUAGACCAGAGUGAUGGAGGUAAAGAUUCAUCAUUAGAUGAACUUGUCAUUGAUAUGGAAGCAUGCCGUAAGAUGGACUGUCCACAAGAAGACCAAGGUGUUCCAACUUCCUUAAAAAGUUAUGUAGGUGACCCAGUGGAGCAGAGUGUGGGACAUAAUAAUUCACCAUCAGAUGAACUUAUCAUAGACAGGGAAACAUGUAAUAAAACAGACUGUCCACAAAAAGACCAAGGUGUUCCAGCUUCCCGUAAAAAUGCAGUUGAUGACAAAAUAGGACAAACUUCUGGACUUAAGGAUUCAUCAUCAGAUGAACUUGUCAUAGACACUGAAGCAUGUGAUAAAAUGGACUCCUUGCAGUUAGACCAAGGUGUUCCAACUACCUUAGAAAAUGCUGUUAAUGACCCAGUAGUGCAGAGUGUUGGACAUAAAGACUCCUCGUCAGAUGAACUAGUGAUAGACAUGACACCUUGUAAAAAUUUGAUCUGUCCCUGCCCAGACCAAGGUGUUUCAAAUCUAGAACAUGAUGAUGCUGCAAUCCUUAAUCCAUCACCGUUGGGCAUUGGAAAUAAUGAUUCAUCAGCAGAUGAGCUUGUCAUAGACAUGGAAGUAUGUGAGAAGGUUAACAAUACCAUCCAAGACAAAGGUAUUCCAGCUUCUCUCAAAGGUGCUGAUUUGCCUGAUUAUCCAUCACAGGAGAGCGUCGAGUGUGAUGAUUCCAACUCGGAUACACUUGUCAUAGACAUGAAAGAAUGUGAUAAGAUGGACUCUCUGCAAUUAGACCAAGGUGUUUCAACUUCCUUAGAAGAUGACCCAGUAGAGCAGAGUGUUGGACGUAAAAAUUCAUCAUCAGAUGAACUAGUGAUAGACAUGAAACAUUGUGAUAAGGUGAACCGUCUCUGCCUUGACCAAGGCAUAUCAGCUCCUCUAGAACAUAAUACUACAAGUCUCAAUCUAUCAGAGCUGGGUGGUGGACACAGUGAUUCCUCAGCAGAUGAGCUUGUCAUAGACAUGGAAGCUUGUGAUAAGAUGGAAUAUCUCCCCAAAGAACAAGAGGCUCCAGAAGGCACUAAUUAUUUCCCAGUUGACCAUUUAGAAGACAAUAUCCAGCACAAGUUGCCAGAUUCAUGUGAAAGUAAUCCUGGCUCUUCCGCAGAUUCGAGACUUGGGGCUUUAGAAGGUUUUGUUAAAGAUAAAUCAGACAAAGUAGAGCAAGAUGCAGAGAUGGAAAAGUCAGACGAGAGUGUCAAAGGGGUGAAGGUAUGUGGGGAGUUGAUAGGUCUCCUCAAGGCUAUGGACUCUCCAAAAAGAACAAUUCCUACUUUCUCAAAAAUAAACACACCUCAAUGGGGGAAUGAAGUUGGGGACUCAACAUCCACUAAAGGUGGACCAGUGGAAUCUUCAGUCACAGAAAACACUCCUUCAAGAAAAAAUGAAGCCACAUCCUCAAGUGAUGCUAUUGAAGAUAAGUUGGACCCAGCCAAGCAACCUUUGGUUCAUGAUGAUGCAACAUCUGACGACGAUGUCCUCAUAGAUGUGGUCACAGCUGAUCCAUCUGAGUGUCCACUCAGCAUUACCAUGUUCAAAAAUGGUGCAGACACAUCACCUGACAGUCUCAUUCCAUCAGCAGCCAAGACAAGUGCUUCUGUUGAAAACUCCAAAAGUUUGGUUGCUAAUGUACUAGAUAAGGAUCGGAUGGAAGAUCCUGUGACAAACCGCUUGGAACCAUCAAUAAAUAAAGAGACUCCUGGAAAUGACACUACAGAUCAGGGUGAAGAUCAGGAUCUUACAUCUACCAAAGACUCUGCUCUUUCAUGUUAUGAUUCAAAGUGUCAAGAAGGAGACUCUUCUUCCUUAGGCUCAUCUGCAACCAUAGGAGGUGGUCCACCCCAGGCAGUUCUCUCAAGAGACACUCCAGAAAAGCAGCUUCCGGAAAGUGGCAUCCAAAUCAAAUCUGAACCUGAUGCGGGAGCAGUGGAGGACACCCCAUCUGGAAGCAUAACUCCUGAUGAAGAUUCAAAGCAAGCAAACAAAGAGAAUCCCCAAGAAAAGAUGAAGCGUCCAAAAAGUCUUAACCAACUGGUAUCUGCCCUUACGCAUAGGCUUGGCCUUAUAGCCAAAUAUGUAACACCGUCAACAAGUAACUUGGACCUUCCCAGAAGCACUGUUGGCAUAAACCACAAGGCCUCCCAUUCCAAGCCAUUGUCAUCCUCACCUACAGAGGGAGCCCUCCAGCCACCCAAACCCAUACAGGAGCCAAAGCGGGGCACCAAGCGUCGCAUGAUCACCAACAAGAACCUGAAGAGGCCCCCAAUACCAGAGAAGGUACAGAUGAGAAUCCAGCAGUUGAACCCGUUCCCGUGUGAUCAUGGGUGGCAGCAUAAUGCUGCCGUGGUGGAGUUAGCACAGAGGGAGGUUGAGCUGGAUUGCCAGCCAGGAGAACAUAUUGCCUUGACAGGGCCACCCAUUGAGCAGUUGCUUGGUACCAGAGGCUCUACCUCUGGGAAUGUGAACUUCUGUUAUCAGCCUGGGAUGGACCCAGUCAAUGCUACCUCUAGGGACACAAUGACUGAAGAUCUCCUUGGAGUCCCUGUUAAGACAAAUAACAAUGAGUCAGGUAGCCUACCUGUGUCUCAGGGCAAUAGCAGCCAGGUGGUUGAGUCACAUCCACUUCUCACAGGAAUGCUGUCAGGAGCGGAUGCCAGAGGCACUGAGCCUCUGAAACGGAAGCGAUCAAGGACCGCAAGUGGCAAUUCCAAGAAGGGCAAGAAGUCCAGGAGGAGGCGGAGAAAGUCUUCUGAUGACGUUGCUUGGGAGAUUUCAUCCAGGGCUGAUGCACUUGCAAAUGGAACUUUUUCUGAGAAAGACAUUCGGGAAGAAUGGAUGCAGUUGCUGAAGGUCAUGGAGGAAUCUACACAGUCUGGAAAUGAAGAACAACUGUCCAACUCUGAAACUAUACUUCCUUCAUCAUCAAUACCUGCAUCUGCUUCAGAGAGGCUACCUGGUCACCAGGCUGAUGGCCCUGUUGAGGGUCUACCUUCUUUGUCUGUCCAGGAAUCAGAUACAUCCUCAAUUACUGACACUGCAUCUGAGAAGGAUGACCUCUCUGGUAUGCCAUUGAUCUUAAGGGUAUUCUCACUGCGAGACGAAGAACCGGAAAAUAAUCUUGCUCUGGAAUCGACGGGUUUUAGUAGUUUCGAUCUUGAUUCUGCUAGAAUAAUUGAGACUCAGGAUGCAUCUCAGGUUUAUUCUAUGGCAGCUACUGCUGCUGCUGCUACAGCUGCCAGAAGACAUUCUCAGGAAUCCUCCAACCUCACUGUAUCUUCCCAACAAGAAGUGAUCAGGAAAAGACGUUCAUCACAAACAUUUGGUUCUGCUGAUGGUGUUCCGCCAUCAAAAGUGGUAGCAGCAGGAUCGAAUAGUGCUGUCGGGCAAGUGAUACAGACAAACCCUAUCAUAAGCUCCCAACAAGUGCCAUCUAGGGUCUGUAAUCAGAGUGGCAACUUACCAGAUACUGUACAACCCAUGGCUGCAAGUGGUAUGUCUCAAACUGUGUUGAACUCUCCUUUGAUGAGCCCAUCAUCCUCAGGGAUGCAAAACUUGACAGUUCUGCCAUCGCAACCUGCUUCCAUGUUCAUCCCCGUACAGCCAAAGCCUUCGCAGCAAGUGUCACAACAGAGGAGAAGUAGCCUUGAGUCACUUCUGAAUCCCCUGAUACUCAAUCAGCAGAUACAAACCUACAGACUCAGUGCCAGUCCUCCCCUCUGUACCCCUUAUCCCACCACCUCUGGGCCUUUAGUACGCACUGUCUUGGGCCCGUCUGCCCCUUCAGGAAAUAUCCAAAACCCUGGGAUUGGAUACCUUGGUGGGAGCAUAACGCUUCCAACUGCGAACGUCCAGUGGACAGAGGCGCCACCAAAUGUUCAACUUGCUCCUGUUACCACACAGUCAUACACCAAUGGUGUGGACAGUCGGUCAACUAUUUUCUACACUCCUCAAGUUUCUACAGUUACCUAUCUCACAGGGUCACCACAGUGAUGUCAUCAACGAAGUUGUAUUGUCAGCAUGAAGGCUUGUGUUUGACUGUCCAGAUGUGAUACGUUAUGUUUUAUGGUCAUAUGUAAAACUAUGACUUCUUGAUAAUCCGUGCUACGCCGCUUUACCGUGGCAUUAAACAACUUCCUUUUAAAACAUUUAUGUGAUAUCCUUCGACUUAGACAGUAAAUUUGAUAGCACUUCUCUUUCAGUAAAACAGUAUCAUCAUUUGAUUCACCUUGAUGAAGGCAUACCUUGAAUAUCUAGAGUGCAUACCUUGCAUCAGGAUUUAAUUAUCAGUACUUGUAUACUUGGAUUCCACCAAAUAUCCUUUCUAAUGAACAUUGUAUCCCAGUUGUUUUCUCAAGCCAUCUUGUAACUUCAAAGACCUUGACAGUUCUUACUACUUUUAUGUCAUUUGAAUAGGUAGUACUGAACAGUUAUUAGUACGUCUCAUAAAAAGCGAAUUUAGUUUAUACAUUCCUUGGCCCCGUGACAUAAAGCUUAGCGAUUGAUCACGAGGCUGAUUUGUACGAUUGAUCAUUACACCAUUAUCAUUGCAAUCAAUCAUAGAUCCAGCCCCUUGAUCAAUUUGCUAAGCUUUAUGUUAUGAACCCUUAUAUGUACAUGUAUAUACCUAUUGAUACUUGCCAGUGUAAAGGGUGAAUAGUUUUGUGCUUGUUUUGCUAAUUGUUUAUUUAUUCUAAGAAUCUUUUGGUGUGUGAAGUUUCAUUGAGAUCCAUAUGUGAAAAAAAGAAAAAGACUGAGAAUUCUAGAAGUGCAAAGAAGUGGCAUCCAAAUUGGUGCCAAAGUUCUUAAUUAGGCAGAUAAUAGGAAGCAAUAUUGGGUGGCAAAGUUUACUGAAUAAAAAAAACCCAACAUAUUCAGUCAAAGUUGGAAUAAGCUGCAAUAUACUGGUCAAUAUAUAUUCACAAGGUACAUUUCACUUCUUAUGUUUUAUUUAUUUCAAUACAGUGACUCGUACCUGCUUUCAGCUGCAAGUAUAUUUUUUUUCCAUAAUGUACAGGUAUUCAGUUGAAUAUGGAUUACACAACGGGCAAUUGUUGUUGUAUAUACAAAUGUACAUGACAUGAACAGAUAUCUUACUUAAUUUACCAGAUAGUGUUUUCUUUUUACUUCCAGCAUUAUACCUUGUUUACCUCAGAAAUAUAUUAUUCAAUAACUGUACAUGUGAAAGUAUGAUAAUGUAUUCCAACAUUGCUGUAACAGAUGGAGGAUGUUUCAAAUAUUAUGUCUGUUCUGAAUAUUGUCCAAGAUUCCCAGUGAAUUUGUAAAAAUCAAACUUAGUCUGAAACAAAGGUAUUUAUUUUUUAUAUCAUUUAAUAUGGAUGGUGUUCAAGUAAAAGUUUUUUUUUCUUUGUCCUCAAUACAUUCAACCUAUGCUAUUUGAGUGACAAUUAUAGUAAGUACCUUCUUCGUUUAUACACUCCAGACAGUCGUUCAGCUGUUGCUUUUUUUAAACUGAACUGAACAAAAUUCAUAAAAGUUAAGUUAUGUUUUUACACUUAAGAGAUGUUUCUUGUAAUGUUCAAUGUUUUCUAAUGUUAUUUGCAGAUACAAUAUGAAUGAUAAAACUCUAAAAUGCCAAUAUUUUUGGCUGAAGUAGCCCACGUUGCAGGGAUAAAUAGGGUGAUUUAAAGUUUGAAGUUUUAAAGUUGAUGUUAGUGUUUGGAUAUUGAAUUGGGCUGCUAAGCUUGGCAUCAACACGGGUUUGCAGAAGUAAUACCAAUCACAUUAUUGAACACUCAGUCUUACCAGCUCCAGCCUCUAUUUGGGUUUUAUGUUGUGAUUGGUGCUAAUCCGACACCAGAUUUAUUGAAAGAAUUCAAUGUUUUACGUGUAGGCUUGAUUCUAUGCAAUGACCAGUUUGUUACAUGAUGGUCAGUAAAAUGUGAAUGAGGGACUUGACAUUCACCCAUGUGACAAUUGCUCCUACCUUAGUACCUUGAUUUCUCAGAAGAUAGCCGCAAGGUGUAGAGUUAGGUGUCGGGUUAGGGUUUUAUAAUUAAUUAUUUUCAGAAGAGCAAGUUACUGGAGAGAAUGGCAUGGAGCCAUUGUACAAUGAUAGUAUGAAACCAUCCUUUGAUAUGACUGAUUUUGUAUACACACUAAAAAUAAAACUGCAUGCAAUUCAUUGAAAUAAGUAUUACUUUACUUUUCACCAGAUAAUUCUUCUAUUGCAGGGCUUCCCUUUUGAACCUUUCAUUGAAAUCCUUUAAAGGGCCAUGCUGAAUUGGAUGUUGACCCAAUCUCAGUUUCCAAAGUAGCUAGUGUUUACCAUAUUUGCUGCGAUGUGCUGAUAAUGUUUGAUAAUGUGAAUCUUUAUUUAUUUUUGGUAGUUUUACGGUUAAGUUGGAUCUUUGAUAUUCAAAGAGGGGCAUAUUCUAAAGUCCUUGCGAGCAUUUCAUGAAGCACCUUGUCCUUGAUUACGAAAUUCCUACCAGCCAAUCAGGUGCUUGGAUUUCAGUAGCUUGUAACAGUGGUCACUGAAAAAGAAAAAGUUCUUAAAUGUCAUAUAUUUCAUGAACAAGGUAUUUUGCUAAUUUGCUUUAAGGUGGAUAGUUCAUGAGAGGAUAUUUUUGGUCCAUUAAUGUAUUUUCAUUCACUUUGUAUAUGAAUGCUAUGUCAGGAAUUAGAAAAAAAGUUAAAGUUAGAUAUUUGCCAAAAUUUUACCUAAAAAAUGUUCAGCUUAUACAGUUACUCUUUUGUGAUACAGAUGUUAUUUAUGGUUGUGCUGAUUUUAAAUGUGUUUGAUAAGUAUUCUUUAUGUGUCAUGUGGCAUAGAGUUUGAUUUGACAUUGAAAAAGAUGUCAUCUGUUCCUGUUCCAAGUGUUCUUUUUGCAAGAACAACAAAAUGAUACAUACCAGUAAAUCUGCCUAAGUCAAUUCUCUGGGGACCAAAGAAAUACCUUUGGCUUUGGCAAAAUUGUAAGACGAUUAAAUGAUUAGAUUUGGACUGUCUAUCAUUCCAGUAUUUUGAAGCUGACGCAGUAAAGUUCUAUCAUCGGCUAAUGGGCAAGUUACUGAAAAAGUGAGAUGGAGACGGUUACUGGCUGAUCUAGUGGGUAUUUUCAGAUAGAGGCUGUUCUCACUACGUUCCUAAAACUAGUUUACUGGAAACUAGUUUAGUGUAAACUAGUUUAACGCAUAGUGAGAACGGUCGAAGCGGUCUUGGAAGCGAUCUUCCAAACCAGUUUGGAAAACCACCUCGCGAUGUAGUUUUCAAGAUCGCUUUGCCUCGUUAAACUGGUUUUAGCGUAAGUGAGGACACAACCGUUCUUCGGGAAGCGAUCUUCGCACAUUUUGAGCGCGCUACUCCACACGACAGGUGUAGAAUGCCUAUGCUGCGGUUUCGAAUUUCGCGCGAAACGUGUCACCCCACUGAGAGCGUUUCCACAGCAACUAGAGCGCUUUACAUAAAGUUAUUUUGAAAAUCACUUUCGUGUGAUCAAGUGGGAACGCUAGCAAAGCGAUCUUCCAAAGUGGUUUCCUGAAUCGGUUUCCAGUAAACUAGUUUUAGAAAGCGUAAUGAGAAGGGCCUCUUUGUUACUCUAAUACUCUUAAGAUAUAGCGUUUCAUGAAAGGAUUUUAUCCGACAAGUCCUGUUUUAUCCGACAAUUACCAUAGUAACAGUACCUCUCAGCCAAUCAGAUUCAAGGAAAGUUGUCAGAUCUGACAGCUUGGCGGACUAAAAUGUUGAUGAAACGCUCAGUUCUUCAGUUCUUGAUUAUUUUACCACGGUACUAUGCAAAUUGCUUUUCCCUUCUGAUAUAUUCAUACCAAGUUCUUCCCACUUAUUAGGAAUUUUUGUCUCUUGUUUCCACUAGGAAAGGUGGGAAGAGGAAUUAUCUGAACUAAGUUUUAUUUUGAUAUUAAUAUGAUCUUGAAGCAUAAUCCAUAUGAUGACAGGAGUCUAUGUUUUACCUAAAAUCAAGUUAUUUUUAACUUCAGAUGUCCUAAUAGGAAAAUAAACUUUGUGUUCUACUGCUUUUUGUAUAGAAUCACAAGUUUGUUUUAUGCAAUAAUGGCUGAACUUCCAUUUCACUAAUCCUGCCUGUAUUAUCCUGCCAACUUCAAUCAUAUGCUACAGUUUAUUAUGUUUAUUAGUGAUGUAUCUGUGUACAUGUAAAUGUUCAAAGUUUAUAGAAUAUCUUUAAUGAUCUAACUAAUUUUUCUUUCAUCUCUGAUUGAAAAAUCAUUGAAAUGCUUUGAAAAAUGUUCUGCAACACUGCAUUGAAUUUCUAUUUUAUCGCCAAGGACCAAAGAAUCAAUAUUGUGAAUGUUCUUCUUUGUCAAUAUUGGUUACCAAAUGAAGAGUCAACCAUUCCACUUUGCAGUGAAUGGACCAUUGGCAGGGGGGGGGGGGGGCUAGGCCCUCACUCUAAGGUUGCCCACCACUGUAUGUACUAUGCAAGUGAAGACAUCACCUUUUCUCAUACAUAAAAAACAAUUUCUUUUGUAAUAACCAUUAUUAUUUUUCAGUAUUUUGUACUUUUAUUACUUUAAAAAUGUUAUGUUAUUUUGUAUUUACACAGUAUUUUCAUGAAAAGUCAGAAGUCUAGACUGUGCGUGACAUUUUCAUGUUCAACACUCUUAAAUACCAAAGCUUAUUUUAUCCAUUAUCCAUGAUACUGCAUAUGAUAUUUUUUUAUUACAUGGUAUUAUAGGAUUUUGUAAGAAGUCUUACUCAAAUUUCACAGACGUAUUACAUGAUUUGGUAAGGAUUUGAACUCGACUUACACAGACGAUUGCUACAAAAAUGGAUCGCGACAAAUGAUCGCUAUGACAAUGAUGUAAACAACGGUUAUAGAAGUGCCUUGUUUUGAAGGCUUUUUCAUUGUUUUUUGAAGAAGUUUCAUUAAAACUUUUAUAUACAAAGUUAAA